AUGUCCAACUCUUCGGUGUGUUGCGCCUUUGAAUCCCCUAUCUUGGACAGAGUCCUUCCACCUGUUCUUUUUCUGGAGUUCAUUUUCGGACUCACGGGGAACAUUCUGGCUCUCUGUAUGUUCGCUUUUCACAUGGAGAGUUGGAAACCCAACUCCAUUUACCUGGCUCACCUGGCUGUAGCCGACUCCGUGGUACUGUUCUGUCUGCCGUUCAGAGCCGACUACUAUCGCAGGGGAAAGAACUGGGUCCACGGCGACAUCUUCUGCCGCGUCCUGCUCUUCCUCCUGGCUGCCAGCAGAGCCGCCGGCAUCUUCUUCCUCACUGCAGUGGCCGUGGACCGCUACCUGAAGAUAGUGCACCCUCUGAACCGCAUAAAUCGGAUGGGUCUGGCGUACGCCUCGUGGGUUUCCUUCGGCCUAUGGGCGAUGAUCGUAGCUAUGACGGCUUACUUGUUGUCCUCACCACACUUUUACAGGCUCGGUAACCGCACCCAGUGCGAGAGCUUUAACAUAUGCAUGGGCACCAACCCACUGUCGACUUGGCACAACUGCUUCUACGUGAUUCAGUUCUGCGCACCCAGCAUCAUCAUCGUCUUCUGCACUGUGUGCAUUACGUUACAGCUGAAAAACAAUACAAUUGACACAACAGGGAAGAUAAAACGAGCGGUUCAGUUCAUUUUGAUCGUAGCUAUGGUGUUUAUCGUCUGUUUCUUUCCGAGCACUGCAUCACGGGUCGCCGUGUGGAUCCUGAAGAGUUGGUACAGCGAGUGUCCUCACUUCAGCGAGGCAAAUCUGGCUUUUUAUACUUCGGUCUGUUUUACCUAUUUUAACAGUGUGCUCAACCCUUUGGUUUACUACUUCUCUACUCCUGCGUUCAGUGGAACCAUUCAGAAACUUAUUAUGAAGCUGAGUGGGAAAAAAACAAACCUACUAAAUACAGUAACAAGUGACUAG
This is a messenger RNA of Trichomycterus rosablanca, 954 nucleotides long. RefSeq names its product hydroxycarboxylic acid receptor 2-like. The coding region runs from base 1 to 954 and encodes 317 amino acids. Lineage: Eukaryota; Metazoa; Chordata; Actinopteri; Siluriformes; Trichomycteridae. The transcript has a single exon. The record is from RefSeq and is a predicted model, not a curated record. Gene Ontology annotation, biological process: G protein-coupled receptor signaling pathway. Gene Ontology annotation, molecular function: G protein-coupled receptor activity. Gene Ontology annotation, cellular component: membrane.